UUCAUGGAGGACAGACGAAACCACAAUCUUAAAAGUUUUAUAUCGUUAGAAAAAUGGCGAACACAGGCUUACUGCCUUUUGUGCGUGGUGUUGAUUUCACAUGCAAUGAUUUUAGUGGUGACAAAUUUCCCGAUGCAAUUCGUUACAUGACCGGCCUCCAAUGGCUCAGACUUGAUAAAACAAACUUGGAAGAGAUUCCUGAGGAACUUGGAAAGCUUAUGAAAUUAGAGAAUUUAUCUUUAAAAAAGAAUAAGUUGGAAAAGUUGUUUGGAGAAUUGACAGAAUUAAAAUGUUUGCGUUCAUUGAAUGUAAGACAUAAUAAGGUAAAAAGCUCAGGAAUACCAGCUGAAUUGUUUCGUUUAGAAGAAUUGACGACCUUGGACCUGUCUCACAACAGACUUAAAGAGGUACCUGAAGGGUUAGAAAAAGCCAAAUCUCUUCUAGUUUUAAAUCUUAGCAAUAAUAAAAUUGAAAGCAUACCACCAACCUUAUUUGUUCAGCUCACGGACCUAUUGUUUCUAGAUCUUUCUAAUAAUUUAUUGGAGACUCUUCCUCCUCAAACUAGACGACUGGCGAAUCUUCAGACUCUUAUUCUUAAUGAUAACCCACUUGGACUGUUUCAGUUAAGACAGUUGCCAUCAUUGCAAAACCUAGAAACUUUGCACAUGCGUAACACGCAGAGAACUCUAGCAAACCUUCCUACGUCAUUGGACACUCUUUGCAACUUAUCUGACGUGGAUUUAUCAAAGAAUGCACUUACAAAAGUACCCGACACACUCUACUCGUUACAAAGCUUAAAGAGGCUAAAUUUAAGUGACAAUGAGAUUACAGAAAUUUCUACAGCAAUGGAUAUCUGGCAAAAAUUGGAAAGUUUGAAUUUGUCUCGAAAUAAAUUGACGGUACUGCCCGCAUCGUUGUGCAAACUGCAAAAUUUGCGAAGACUUCACGUUGAUGACAACAAGUUAGACUUCGAAGGGAUACCGUCUGGUAUAGGGAAACUUGGCAACUUGGAGGUAUUCUCAGCAGCUAACAACGUUCUGGAAAUGAUACCGGAAGGACUUUGCAGGUGCGGGUCGUUAAAGAAACUCAAUCUAAGUUGUAACAAGCUGAUAACGUUACCGGACGCGAUACACUUACUGAGCGACCUCGAAAGUCUACAACUGCACGGUAACCCAGACCUGGUGAUGCCGCCGAAGCCUGUCGAAAGACCCAGAGGAGCGGGUCUUCAAUACUACAACAUUGAUUUUUCACUUCAAACUCAGCUGCAACUAGCUGGUGCUGCUACACCGGAGCUUUCGGCGCCCAAUCCGGGCGCGAAGUCGGACCCGAUCGCGCGUAAGCUGCGACUGCGGCGCGGACGAGCGGAGCCCGAGCAGCGCGACUCGGCGCUCAUCCUGCGCGGCAUGCAGGAGCAGGCCAACACGCAGCACGCCGCGCGCGACCCCGGCACCGAGGCCGACACGCAGCUGCCGCACAGCGAGCUCAAGCCGAAACGUUGGGAUGAAAGUUUAGAAAAGCCACCAUUGGAUUAUUCAGAAUUCUUUGAUGAGGACACAGGACAAACACCAGGGCUACAGAUAUGGGAAAUUGAGAAUUUCAUACCUGCUCCCGUUGAUGAGGUUGCACAUGGAAAAUUUUUCGAAGGCGACUGCUACAUUAUACUGAAGACUUCCAUUGAGGACCAAGGACAACUGUCUUGGGAUAUACACUUCUGGAUUGGCUCUAAGGCAACCCUAGAUAAGGGCGCGUGCGCAGCAAUGCACGCGGUGAACCUGCGUAAUCUAUUGGGUGCCAAACGCACUCAACGUCAUGAACAGGGUGAUGAGACGCCUGAAUUCCUGGCACUGUUCCCCACACCGCCUGUCUACAUCAAUGGUAGCAGGACGCCAUCUGGCUUCUUCACCGUCGACGACCCGCACUACGUGACGCGGCUUUACCGCGUCCACGGCGCGGGCAGCAGUAUCCACCUGGAGCCGGUAGCGGUGCGCGCGCACUCGCUCGACCCGCGCUACGUGUUCGUGCUGGACGCGGGGCUCGCCAUCUACAUCUGGAAUGGUAAGAAAGCAAAAAACACGCUUAAGUCGAAAGCGCGGCUUUUCGCAGAAAAAAUAAAUAAGGAAGAAAGAAAAAAUAAGGCUGAGCUAAUAACGGAGCCGCCAGGAAAAGAAUCAAAAGCAUUUUUGCAGAUAUUAGGAUAUGAAGAUGAAAAUCCUUUUAUUGCCGAGUAAAAUAGGUGUUUUUAUACGUACGUCCGUCCGCAGGAGCACGUUGCUGAAGAUUUCGUGUGGGCGCCGCCUCGCUUAUACCGCGUGGAGCUGGGCAUGGGUUACCUGGAACUGCCGCAGACGACCGGCGUGUUGGAGCGCAGUGUGCUCGCCACGCGCAACGUCUACAUCCUCGAUGCGCACCAGGACCUUUUCGUCUGGUUUGGUAAGAAAUCGUCGCGACUAGUACGAGCGGCCGCUGUGAAACUGGCUCAAGAGUUGUUCGGCAUGGCGCCGCGCGAGCCGCACGCACUCGUCACACGGCUGCAGGAGGGCACCGAGACGCAGGUGUUUAAGACGUACUUCCUGGGCUGGGAGGAAGUAAUCGCGGUGGACUUCACGCGCACUGCGGAGUCCGUGGCGCGUACGGGCGCAGACCUGGCCUCCUGGGCCAAGCAGCAGGAGACCAAGACAGACUUGUCAGCUCUAUUUACUCCACGACAACCGGCCAUGUCGGCACAAGAAGCCAAGACCUUGGCAGACGAGUGGAACGAGGAUCUCGAAGCUAUGGAGGCAUUCGUUUUAGAAGGAAGACACUUUGUUCGUCUGCCCGAUCAAGAGUUGGGUAUCUUCUACAGCUGUGACUGUUACGUGUUCCUGUGCAGAUACGUGGUGCCGGUUGAGAAACUCGUAGAUCUUAUAAUCGGUGCGGAUCGACAGGCGGAGGACGCCAGCUCGAACUGCUCGGCAGACGGAGAGGCGGAGGGCGAGGGCGAGGGUGCGGCGUGGGUGGUGUACUUCUGGCAGGGCCGGCGCGCGCCCAACAUGGGCUGGCUGACCUUCACGUUCGGGCUGGAGCGCAAGUUCAAGCAGCUGUGCCGGCGGCUGGACGUCGUCCGAACUCACCAGCAGCAGGAGAGCCUCAAGUUCAUGGCGCACUUUCGACGCCGCUUCGUUAUUAGGGAUGGGAAACGGAACCACAAACCGGAGGGUCGUCCGCCGGUGGAGCUGUUCGAGUUACGCAGUAAUGGUUCCGCUCUGUGUACGCGCUUAGUGCAAGUAAAAGCCGAUGCCGCAAACCUCAACAGUGCAUUCUGCUACAUCCUAAACGUGCCACUAGAGGGCUCUAAGGAGGAGUCCUCGGCCAUCGUGUACGCGUGGAUCGGCAGCAAGAGCGACGCCGACUCAGCGCGCCUCAUCGAACUCAUCGCUGAAGAGAAAUUCAACAACCCUUGGGUCAGCCUGCAGGUAUUAACCGAAGGCAGUGAACCAGACAAUUUCUUCUGGGUGGCGCUGGGAGGACGGAAGCCAUACGACAAAGACGCCGACUACCUUAACUAUACAAGACUUUUCCGAUGCUCAAACGAAAAGGGGUACUUCACUGUUUCUGAGAAAUGUACAGACUUCUGCCAGGACGACUUAGCAGAUGACGAUAUAAUGAUUUUGGACAACGGCGAACAAGUGUUCCUAUGGCUCGGUGCACGAUGUUCUGAGGUGGAAAUUAAACUUGCAUACAAAUCUGCACAGGUAUACAUCCAACACAUGAAGGCAAUGCAACCAGACAGGACAAGGAAACUGUUCCUCACAUUGAAGGAUAAGGAGUCUCGACGGUUCACUAAGUGUUUCCACGGCUGGGGAGAGCACAAGAGACCUCCGGAAUAAAAUUAUCUUUAAUAAUGUAUCCAUAGAUAUCCUGUUGUGACUAAUUGAGGAGAGUUAUUAUUGGCAUUGAGUUGCUCAUUUUCAUAUUAUACUGUUCAAAUAUUGUGAGCUCUCAUAUUAUUUGACUAUGACUCAUCAGUGUACAUAUAAUACAUAUAGCUGGUGAGACUUAAAUUAAAGAUUUAAUAAUUGC
Melitaea cinxia (Glanville fritillary) is the source of this 4059-nucleotide messenger RNA. RefSeq names its product protein flightless-1 (gene fliI). Gene Ontology annotation, cellular component: actin cytoskeleton; nucleus; cytoplasm. NCBI's taxonomy places the organism in Eukaryota, Metazoa, Arthropoda, Insecta, Lepidoptera, Nymphalidae. The transcript has 23 exons. Gene Ontology annotation, molecular function: actin filament binding; phosphatidylinositol-4,5-bisphosphate binding. Gene Ontology annotation, biological process: myofibril assembly; actin filament severing; barbed-end actin filament capping. The record is from RefSeq and is a predicted model, not a curated record.